CCACAAUAAACUUUUUUUGGGGAGCACCAAAAACCCAGGCGUUCACUGAAAAUCUCGGGUUGAAUCCCAGUCGAUAAACACCAAAGUGCCGUUCUCCCUGAGAGGCACACCAACUGCACCGACACCGACAUUAUUGAACACAUACCUCUUGUCGCAAUUCAGCAUCGAGACUUCCACCAUGCCGAAAGCACCCUCCUCUCUCCCCGGCAAGAAACGCCAUAACCCUCUGGCCGACGAUUUGGUCGCCACCGGAGUCCUCAAGAACAAGCCCUCAAAGCGAAAGACUAAGGCCGAGCCCGAGGAAGGAGAGAGAUAUGUCGACUCUCGCGCAAGCAAGAAUAUUCUGGCGAUGAGCCGGGAGCUACUCCAGGAAGAUGAGCAGCAAAGCGAAGAAGAAAAAGGCGGAGAACGAGGAGCCUUCGAUUUCAACCCGUCAAACUUCGACAGUCGCGAGCAGGAUGAAGAACUUUACGGCGAAGACGAAACUUGGGGGGACGAAGAGGAGGAAGUAGAGGAGAUUGAAGUAGAGGCUGGUGACCUGGAGGUGUUCCAUAAGUUCAUCAAGCCCUCUAUGGAGGACGAUCCGCUCCUUACGCAUGGCUGGGAUAUGAAGGGUGAUGGUGGUCAGGAGCAACAACAGGGUGGUGGACAAGAUCUGGCCGAAAUGAUCCUGGCCAAGAUCGCUGAACAUGAAGCUCAGCAACAAGGCGGGUGGCACGACGACAACCCGGCCGACGAGGAACACGUUUUGCCACCAAAGGUCAUCGAAGUCUUUGAAAAGAUUGGAAUGUUUCUUUCUCGGUACCGUAGUGGCCCUCUCCCGAAGCCGCUAAAGGUGCUCCCUCAGAUCCCCGGCUGGGAAGCCAUACUCCAGGUCACUCAACCCCACAACUGGACUCAUCAUGCCGUCUUUGCUGUCACCAGAAUCUUCGUGGCAGCCAAGCCAAAGGUUGUCCAGCGGUUCAUGGAGAUGGUUGUUCUUGACCAUGUCCGUGAGGACAUCUCCGAGAACAAGAGGUUAAAUGUACAUCUAUUUAACGCUUUGAAGAAAGGUCUAUACAAGCCGGCUGGUUUCUUCAAGGGAUUCCUUCGGCCAUUAGUUGCCUCAGGGGUUACUCUUGUCGAAGCUCGUGUCGUAAGUGGUGUUCUCACACGCGUGUCGAUCCCCGUGAUACAUUCGGCCAUGGCCCUCAAAGAGUUGUGCGAUUUUGCGGCGGAGAUGGUUUCAUCGAAGAACGAGUCUGUUAGUGCCGUUAACUACCUGAUCAAGGUUCUUCUCGAUAAACGAUACGCUCUGCCCUGGCAAUGUAUCGAUAGCCUAGUCUUCCACUUCCACAGUUGGUGGCUGAUUGAGGAUUUACACAAACAGAAGAAACGAAGCGAAUCCUCGGAACAAGCCCCUGUCGACGAUGGCAAGUUUGAUGCAGUCAAGAAGUAUCUCGAUCGCCUGCCCGAGGCGGAGAAGCCGGUCCCAGAACAGAAGACUGAUGUCGAACCGAACACCAAGGGCCGUCGUGUGCGCUUUGGAAGAGUGUUGUGGCAUCGCCGGAGGUCGACCCGAGCAACGGACAACUCAAACCCGAGCUUGUCAGAUAUGGACCGCAAAGAACGACCCAGCGGUCCGGCGAUAUGGUUGACACAGUUUCCAGGCGGAGAGGCAACUCGUGUCCAUACUCCGCCCUACAAAGAAGACACAGUCGACGGACGACCGCGUAGUCUCUUCUUUGACGUAGCUCGGCCAAACAGUCGACACGAUCAAACUCCAUCCGAAACAUCCUCUACGCGAGAGAAAGUCGGUAUCCGAACCUCCCGGUCGUCCCCAUUGAAUGUGAAGAGCCGUGGCAGAAGAUCGCAACAGAGAAGUUCGGCCAGCGGCGCAUCGGGAAGAGGUCUUGGGGGCAGCAUCUCGCCGUACAGAGUUCCAUCGCCCCGUAAGGCGAAAGAGGAUGGCUCCCCAAGUCGGAGCAAAAGCGGACCUGCAAAAACAAGAGAAAAGACCAGAUCUCCCCUUGCCACCACCCCAAAAGAAAGCGUCAAAGAGUGGUGGGACGCACCUUUAAGAACGCCAGACACCCCACCUUCUACACCGACACCCCGAACCCGGGUCACGAGAGCAACCACGGGGACAGCGGCGAUGUUCAAGUUUGAUGUGCCGGAGCACUUGCCCAGCAGUCCCAUGUGCCCUGCCAAUCCCAAGAAUCCCAAGUCACUGGGGAAGGGGGUCUGCGUGUAUCAUGGGAGACGACGGAGUUCACGUUUUGGGUUGGCGGGGUCUGAUUCUUUGCUUUCUCCGAAGGUUGAGAGGGAGGAGGCGGCUUAUGACGAUGGGAGUAAUUCUAUGUAAUGCUUGAUUGACCACGCGUGGGAAUGUUCAAAGAAUAUUCUGUAGUUCAGUUU
This is a messenger RNA of Podospora pseudocomata, 2397 nucleotides long. RefSeq names its product snoRNA-binding rRNA-processing protein (gene ENP1). Gene Ontology annotation, cellular component: preribosome, small subunit precursor; nucleolus; cytoplasm. Gene Ontology annotation, biological process: rRNA processing. Lineage: Eukaryota; Fungi; Ascomycota; Sordariomycetes; Sordariales; Podosporaceae. Bases 179 to 2344 code for a protein of 721 amino acids. Gene Ontology annotation, molecular function: snoRNA binding. The transcript has 8 exons. The record is from RefSeq and is a predicted model, not a curated record.